Molecule: messenger RNA, 649 nt
Organism: Cynara cardunculus var. scolymus (artichoke)
Lineage: Eukaryota; Viridiplantae; Streptophyta; Magnoliopsida; Asterales; Asteraceae
Product: 40S ribosomal protein S19-1-like
Exons: 4
Coding region: 37-468 (143 amino acids)
Biological process (GO): ribosomal small subunit assembly; translation
Cellular component (GO): ribosome; cytosolic small ribosomal subunit
Molecular function (GO): RNA binding; structural constituent of ribosome
Source: RefSeq, a predicted model, not a curated record
CAGACUCCAGGUCUACAGAGCCUCAACGCAGCAACAAUGGCGACGGCGAGAACGGUGAAGGAUGUUUCUCCUCAUGAAUUCGUCAAGGCUUACGCCGCUCACCUCAAACGAUCCGGCAAGAUGGAGCUUCCUGAAUGGACUGAUAUAGUGAAAACUGCUACCUUCAAGGAACUUGCUCCGUAUGAUCCAGAUUGGUAUUUUAUCCGUGCUGCUUCUAUUGUUAGGAAAAUAUACUUGAGGGGUGGUCUUGGUGUUGGUGCAUUCCAGAGAAUUUAUGGUGGUCACAAGAGGAACGGAAGCAGUCCACCUCAUUUUUGCAAAAGCAGUGGUGGUAUUGCUCGCCAUAUUCUUCAACAAUUGGAAACCAUGAAAAUCAUCGAUAUGGAUCCCAAAGGAGGGAGAAGGAUUACUUCGAACGGGCGACGAGAUCUUGACCAAGUUGCUGGGCGAAUCGUGGUUGCACCUUGACGGUCAAUUAUGUCGUAAUUUUUGAUAUUCAUGUAGCUAAACAAAUUUUGGUGAAAUGGUUUUGUUAUCCAUUUUGAGUCUUGACAUAUUUUGGUAGUAUUUCUGCAAAAAUUGCGGACAUGACUUGUUUGGAAUACUAGUAAUAGUGAGUUGAUUUAAGGGACCUUAAACAUGACUCACA